UCACAACCGCAUCAGUAUUCCAGAUCUAAAACAAACCUCUAAUUAACAACAUAAACAUGUUCAAGUUCCUGCUCUUAGUCGCACUCGUACCAGUUGUAAUGUUACAGAACGCCGACAAUCUUCCGCAUCAAAAGUGGAGUGCGGCUACAGUGAGGAAGUGCAAAGCUGGCCAACCAUUACCACACGCUGUCCGGAUCGAAAAUUGCCCAGGAGAUGUUUGCGAGUUAGGCCGAGGAACCUCAGCCAAUAUGGCUAUGGACUUCACCGCGAACCAAGAAUGCACCUCUCUGAAGUCUAAAGCUACGGCCUAUCUACUUGGGCUGCCGGUGCCAUAUGAACUGCCGGCCGAUAUUGCCAACGCUUGCACCUGGUUGGAUGGAACGCGUUGUCCAGUCAGCGAGGGUGAGGAUAGCACAUACGUUCUAAAAUUCCCGAUGGGAGAUUACCCGGCCAUCAGUCUCGAGGUGGAGUUCGAUGUUGUAAACCAAAACGGAAAGUCACAGGGUUGUUUCGGGAUCAAGGUUCAGGUAGUCUAAACUCUGCAGCGAUUCACAGAUGAUAAACGGAAAAAUCACGCAUAAUCACAACUGACCAGUCCAAACGAUAACUCUAGAGAUAAAUUAGGAUAAAUUAUAAUAUUAAAAUAAUAAAA
Messenger RNA from Toxorhynchites rutilus septentrionalis, 652 nucleotides. Its product is annotated as NPC intracellular cholesterol transporter 2-like. Gene Ontology annotation, molecular function: sterol binding. The coding region runs from base 57 to 536 and encodes 159 amino acids. The transcript has 2 exons. Lineage: Eukaryota; Metazoa; Arthropoda; Insecta; Diptera; Culicidae. The record is from RefSeq and is a predicted model, not a curated record. Gene Ontology annotation, biological process: intracellular cholesterol transport.